AUGAUAUCGCCUGUCCUCGAGAGGUUGGAGAUUACUUAUUGCCCAAAAAUUAUUCUCUUAAAUGAAUGCCAUCCCCAUCCUCUUGUGUCCUUAAAGAUAUCGCGUUGCACAGCUCUGGUGUCCAUUAAGAGCAUACAAGGCCUCACAUCUCUCGUAUAUUUACAAAUUUUCUGUUGUGAUAGUCUUUUAGGAAUAACCAAUUUGCCUAACCAGUGUCAUUCUUUGAAGACUUUGUCUAUUAGCCAUUGCAACAACCUGACUUCCUUGCCUCAUGAAAUGUUUGACUGUUUUGCCUUCUUAAACGAGUUGAGAGUUGGUCCGUUUUCGAAGGUGCUCGAUUCUUUCCCAAGUCUCCAAGGCAUCGAGAAGUUAAGGAACCACCUUCACUCGUUAGAAUUAAAUGGUUGGGAUCACUGGGAGUCAAUGCCAGAAGAAAUACAGCACCUCACUUCACUGACUGCGUUAACCAUAUAUAGAUACGGAAUGUGA
This is a messenger RNA of Lactuca virosa, 489 nucleotides long. NCBI's taxonomy places the organism in Eukaryota, Viridiplantae, Streptophyta, Magnoliopsida, Asterales, Asteraceae. The record is from the annotation of a GenBank genome assembly.